GAUAGAAAUGUAUGGGGAGAAAAGACGCGAUUUUAGCGUUUCUUUGAGUGUUUAAAAAUAGAAUCUUGCUGCAAUCAGAAGUACAGCCUGUAUUUUUACCCCGAGGAGGUGGUUCGUUAUUUCUUCGGACUGUUUCAUCCACACCCAUAAAGUGAUUGAGACCUUCAGUGAAGCUCCUCCUACAACAAUCCACCAAUAACACACAGAGAAAUCACUUCAUGUGUGACAACUGAAAUCUCAGAGGAGCUCGAGAAGAUGAAAGAUCCACAACCGUGCAGAAUAAAGACUGAAGAAACUGAAGAACAAAUAGACAUGAUAGAAGUGAAAAAGGAGAGUCACUAUGAAGUGGAUGAGAAACAUCAGAUUGUAAAAUUAAUCCAUAAUGUUUCACAGAAAGGAACUCUCAGAACAGAAGACAUAAAGUGUGAAAAGAGUUUCAGUAAAGAUCGACACCCUGAGAAUCACAAGAGGACUCACAGCGAGAAGAAGCUGUUCACAUGUCAUCGGUGUAAAAAGAGUUUUAGAUUUAAAAGUAAACUUGAGAUUCACAUGAGAACUCACACUGGAGAGAAACCUUACAAGUGUCAUCUGUGUGGAAAGAGCUUCGCAGUUGAAUCUACCCUCAAGACACACAUGAGGAUUCACACUGGAGAGAAACCUUACACAUGUUUUCAGUGUGGAAAGAGUUUUAUAUCUUCAAGUGACCUUACGAGACACACAAGAAUUCACACCGGAGAUAAACCACACGCGUGCCAUGAGUGUGGAAACCGGUUUACAACCUCAGGUACCCUUAAGAAACAUUUGAGAAUUCACACUGGAGAAAAACCAUUCACAUGUAAUCUGUGUGGAAAGAGUUUCACAGUUGAAUUUAGCCUUAAGACACACAUGAGAAUUCACACUGGAGAGAAACCUUACACAUGUAAUCUGUGUGGAAAGAGUUUUAUAUCUUCAAGUGACCUUACGAGACACACAAGAAUUCACAGCAGAGAUAAACCACAUGCGUGCCAUGAGUGUGGAAACCAGUUUACAACCUCAGAUACCCUUAAGAAACAUUUGAGAAUUCACACUGGAGAGAAACCUUAUACAUGUUAUUUGUGUGGAAAGAGUUUCAGAGAUAAAAGUAGCCUUAACAUACAUGCAAGGAUUCACACCAGAGAGAAACUGUUCACAAACCAUGAGUGUAAAAAAAGUUUCAGAAGUAAAAAUAACCUUAACCCUUUAACCGGCGCAGCCCUUUUUGAGUGGGGGUGGUGAAAAGAUAAUGUACACUUUCAAAUUAAUAUACCUCUGGCAUUUUUCUUGUCUAGAAGCCUAAAUUUGGUCUUAUUUUAAAGAAGACACUUAAACGUUUUUUUUUACGGAAGUAUCAGUAGGUGAAAAUACAUAUUUUUUUA
Messenger RNA from Paramisgurnus dabryanus, 1394 nucleotides. The record is from RefSeq and is a predicted model, not a curated record. Lineage: Eukaryota; Metazoa; Chordata; Actinopteri; Cypriniformes; Cobitidae.